AUGUUUCCCCCGAGCCGCUGGUUGGGCAUCACAGAUCUGCAUCUUACUAACGCACCAACCUCUGUUCUCUUCAUCUGGAUCUGCCCCGAUACCCCCAUGUGCCUCCUCCUGGUCCCUCUGCUCCUGUCUGUGGCCCCCGGUUGGGCGGCCAACAUUGGUCCAGUGUAUGUGGCACAGAAUGGCUCAGUUCUGCUCAGUAUCCCCGGCUAUCCCAAUGCUGAGAGAGACUUCGUGACCUGGAGAGAUGGGAAUGGAACUCUAAUGGGGAAAUUCACAAACUCCUCCUCAUAUAGGCAGAUAUGGGGCUGUGAGUGUGAGCUCUUCAGGAACGGCUCCCUGUACCUCAAGCGGCUGGGCACGGUGGGAGAUGAGACCUACACUGUGACUGUGCAUAACCAGGGCGGUACCCACCUCACUACUGGCUCCAUCCUAGUGACUGUGAUUGAGAAAGUGUCAGCCCCUCGGCUCUACUCCUCCUGCUCCCCCGAUGGCCGCGCUCUGAUUCGAUGUGAGGUAGAGGCAGGGACUGACCCCCAAUACUCCUGGGAGGAAGAUGGGGGCAAUCUGAGCUCCUCAUGGAAUGUGAGAGGCAAUUGGAUGAGAGGAUUUGCCCCGGUCCCAGUUACUGUAUCCUGCUCUGUAUGGAACCCAGUCAGUGAGGAGCGGAGCCAACGGGUCUCUGUGUUCUGCCCCAUCCCUGUAUCAGUUCCAAGCCUGGCAGUGUGGUGCCAACAGGAUGGCAGUGCCAGGAUCUCCUGCCGGACAGACAGUGGGACAGACCCAGUCUUCUCCUGGAGGGUAAAUGGGGCACACAGACAAGGGGACCCCAGUAUCUCAGGCGAUGGGACCUGGAGCCAAAUCUCUGUCCCCCCCCCGGCUGUAGGGAACACCCUCUGUGCUGUGUCCAACACUAUCAGCAAUGGGAGCAGCACCCUGAGCUUCUCCUGCCCAGUUCCCCUGUCGGAUCCGGUACUUGGAGUCUCGUGUGAGUCGGAGGAGAGGGCGCUGCUCAGCUGCCGGGUACUGACUGGGUCGGAACCCCAAUAUUCCUGGUACAUUAAUGGCACAGAGAUCGGGAAUUCCAGUCUCAGAUGGAGAGUGAGUGGGAAUCAGCUGAGUGUGGGGUUACCCCCACCCCCCGGGAAUAUCAGCUGCACAGUGAGGAACCCUAUCAGUAAUGGGACAGUGAGUGUGAGCUCCAGUGUCAACUGCUCCGUUCCUGUAUCGGAUCCGGUUCUGGAGGUUUCCUGCCUACCCAAUGGGUCGGCGCUGGUUUCCUGUAAGGUGGAAAGUGGGACAAAUCCCUUCUACUCCCUGAUCCAUAAUGGGGAGACUCUGCGUGGGAAUUCCAGCUCCCCAUUGGUUAAUGUCUCAGUCCCAUUAUCCCCCCCUGGGAAUAUCAGCUGCUCAGUGACAAACAGAUUCAGUACCAGGAGGGUAGAAGGCUGGUCCUGCCCCCCCCCGGGGAGAGGCAGCGCAAUUGCAGGCGGAGUUGCGGUUGGUCAGAUCCUGUGCAAGUCGGCCCUGUUUGCCCUGUACACGGCGCUGUUGUGCUCGAUGCUCCGGAACCUGCUGAGGAUGAGGAGGGAGGAAGGAGAAGAGAUCAUUUAUAUGAAUGAGAUUGGGAACCUGCAGAGCAGACAAUGA
Molecule: messenger RNA, 1647 nt
Organism: Xenopus tropicalis (tropical clawed frog)
Lineage: Eukaryota; Metazoa; Chordata; Amphibia; Anura; Pipidae
Gene: cd2.3
Product: CD2 molecule gene 3
Exons: 9
Coding region: 1-1647 (548 amino acids)
Cellular component (GO): membrane
Source: RefSeq, a predicted model, not a curated record